CCCUUCAGACAGGCUAGACAUUUACUGCAGAUAUAUCGUAGGACGUUGGAGGGUUUUAUUUACCCAAAACAUACUUUCAAAUGGGCCCCGUCGCCUAGCGUUUACUCCCCCAAGCCUCGCCUGUUGAGUUGGGUGCUAUUGAACAUCAGCACGUCUGGGUAACAAAAAGGGUUUCUAACGCAUGAUUCAACAAGAUCGGCAGAAUGGCAGCGAUCAACGCAGGCGGUUCUCUUGUGGCUACCCAUGACUACUACCGAAGGCGCAUCGGCUCCACCUCCAGCAGCAGCUCCUGUGGUAGUUCAGAGUACAGCGGGGAAGUCAUUCCACACCAUCCAGGUCUGCCCAAACAAGACUCGGGACAUUGGUGGUCCAGCUUCUUCUUCGGGAAGCAGAACCAACCAGGAAUGACCACUCUGCCUGAGGAGGUCCAGCAGAAGGCGGCGGCCAUGACUGUGACCAACGGCGAGGUGACCUGCGUUGCCAGGGAGAUGAUGAUGAUGAAGAGGCAGGUCAGCGACGCCGGGAGGUCCGAGCCGGGGAGUCCACCCCUCUCCUAAGGCAAGGGACCAACGCUAGGAGACGGAGGCUGCGUCCCUGUCCCCUAAACCCUUGAAUCCGUUCCAACCUCCACAUUACAUAGAAUGUAUGCCUGAUACGUCGUUUCAUACUAGGUAGUAUGCUAGCGUAGAUAUUGGGACAGACACCCUUUAACCCUCAACUAUGGGUGUGUCCCAAAUACCACCCUAUUCCCUAUUUAGUGCACUAAUUCAUUAUAUAGGGUGCCAUUUGGGAUGUAGCCAUGUUCCAACAUUCGCAUUAGCAAACUACAUAGAAUGCAUGCCUGUUGCGUUGCUCCAUGCUAAGUAGUAUGGAUAUUGGAACAGACCACUUUAGUUUGUCUUAGUAGGACAGGCUGCCAAUGAACGUUGUGUUUUUUUUUUGUAUCCAGUUUUUGUAUUAUCUUUGACUAAAAAUAAAAUGAGGACAAACUA
Molecule: messenger RNA, 992 nt
Organism: Coregonus clupeaformis (lake whitefish)
Lineage: Eukaryota; Metazoa; Chordata; Actinopteri; Salmoniformes; Salmonidae
Product: pancreatic progenitor cell differentiation and proliferation factor B
Exons: 5
Coding region: 204-557 (117 amino acids)
Biological process (GO): multicellular organism development; cell differentiation
Source: RefSeq, a predicted model, not a curated record